This is a messenger RNA of Gloeophyllum trabeum ATCC 11539, 541 nucleotides long. RefSeq names its product HSP20-like chaperone. The annotation marks the transcript as partial. The record is from RefSeq and is a predicted model, not a curated record. Lineage: Eukaryota; Fungi; Basidiomycota; Agaricomycetes; Gloeophyllales; Gloeophyllaceae. The transcript has 3 exons. Gene Ontology annotation, biological process: protein complex oligomerization; protein folding; response to hydrogen peroxide.
UUCGACCGCCUCUUUGACGAGGCGUUCGCAGCUCGUACCGGUGGGAACACCACUGGAAAUAACCAAGUGCAGCGCCGGAGCACUGACAAUGGAUCACGUCUGUUGAGACCAAGGAUGGACGUACACGAAGACAAUCAGAAUAACCUGGUGACGGCUACCUUCGAGCUCCCGGGUCUCAAGAAAGAAGACGUCAACAUCGACGUGCAGAACAACCAGCUGAGCGUCUCCGGGGAGACCAAGAUCUCGUCGGAGCGUGACGAGAAUGGAUACGCCGUCCGCGAGCGGCGGUACGGCAAGUUCUCGAGGACGCUCCCGCUUCCUCAGGGUAUCAAGCCCGAGGAGAUCAAGGCAUCGUUGGAGAACGGCGUCUUGACUGUCACCUUCCCUAGGACCGCACCUGAGGCGGCCCCGAAGAAGAUCACUAUCUCGUGAAGUCACGGGCCUCGAGGAGGAUAGAGGAGCCACGAAGCAUACAAUGUACUGUAUACCUGCGAUGGAUGUAUCAUAUACCUCUGUAUUAUAAAUGCAUGAUCAUCUCCCA